Fusarium redolens is the source of this 370-nucleotide messenger RNA. RefSeq lists its product as uncharacterized. The transcript is spliced from 3 exons. The coding region runs from base 14 to 370 and encodes 118 amino acids. The record is from RefSeq and is a predicted model, not a curated record. Lineage: Eukaryota; Fungi; Ascomycota; Sordariomycetes; Hypocreales; Nectriaceae.
CUGCCCCGUCACGAUGCCUGCUAUCCGAAGAAGCCUGCAGGCACCCAGGCCCGACAAGCCUUAUCUAACUAAAGGCCAUAAUAUAAUCCCUAAGAUUGAAGAAGCUCUUAGGCGAAAUAAGGGCAAGGGCAAUAUACUCUGUAUUAGGAUAGCAAUCUUUAGUUAUAAGAUCCUCCUGCCUAUAUACUAUAUAGAGGGGUAUAGCCAAGCAGGAGGGAGAGGGGGUUCCUUAGGGCCCUUAACGGCGGCUUGCAUAACGAGUGGCUUAAGGAUAUCUGGUAGCAGGCCAAGGAGGUACUGGAGAAGACCGAGAACCUGUGAGGAUAGAAGCGGGGUAAUCGCGGGGUUCUGUAGAGGAAAAAUGUAUUGA